CAACAAGAGGCGGCGGCGGGAGAUGGCAUCGCCGGCGAUUGCAACCGAUCCCAGUGGGGAGAUCAUUGAUCAGCCUGCUACCAGCAGCACUGUUAAAAGAAGUUCAAGGUUUCGCGGGGUUAGCAGGCACCGAUGGACAGGCCGUUUUGAGGCCCAUUUGUGGGACAAAGGUUCCUGGAAUGCCACGCAGAGGAAGAAGGGGAAACAAGUUUACCUUGGAGCUUAUGAUGAGGAAGAAGCAGCAGCAAGAGCUUAUGACCUUGCUGCACUCAAGUAUUGGGGGCCUACCACCAUCACAAACUUCCCGGUUUCUGACUAUGAAAAAGAGAUACAAAUAAUGCAGAAUGUGACUAAAGAAGAGUAUCUAGCCUCAAUAAGGAGGAAUAGUAGCGGUUUCUCACGAGGUAUGUCCAAAUACCGUGGAGUUGCAAGGCACCAUCACAAUGGAAGGUGGGAAGCAAGGAUUGGAAGGGUUUUUGGAAACAAGUACCUCUAUCUUGGCACUUACAGUACUCAGGAGGAGGCAGCUCAUGCAUAUGACAUCGCAGCAAUUGAGUAUAGAGGGAUCAAUGCUGUGACCAAUUUUGACCUGAGUACAUAUAUCAGAUGGCUAAGGCCAGGGGCCACCAAUGCCUUGAAUAUUACCCAAGAGCAACAUGUCAAUGGUGAAGCUCAUGCAGUGCAACCACCCACCAACCUCUUUUCAACAGCCAAAUCCGAAACAUUCUUGCACUGCAACCCCUUUGUCGCAGAGAAUAUGAUCUCAUCAUGUAAGGAAGAGUUUGUACCUCAUGAGUUCCCUGGUGAGCUCCCUGGUGGUAACUCAAGCAGCAAGUCUUCCUCUACUGCACUAAGCCUCCUACUGAAGUCCUCAAUGUUUAGGCAACUUGUGGAGAAGAAUACUAGUGCACUCAAUGAAGAGAUUGAGGAGGAGGAUUUGAAGGAUUGGAAACAACAGCUGGGAGCUGAUAAUGAAAACCAGGGGAUCUUUUACGAAGGAAUUGCUGAUGUGCCAUAUGGUUACUUCCCAAAUGGUGACAACGGACGGGGAAUUGAGCUACAGGAGAGUGUUUCCUACUAUGAGCAAAGUGAGCAGUCAAUAUGGAAUGACAUAGAGAGUAUACCCUCACUGCAAUAGCAGAGAGACCAAUGGAGGAAGAGAAGAGGGGGCGAGAGAGAGAGAUCUGAAAAUUAUGUGAGAUGAUUCUGUCUUGUAUAAUAUAUACAUUCAUCUCUCACUUUCCAGUUGCUUGGCCCAAAGCUUCUUUCCUUUGUGCUAACUAGUGAUAUGAAUAAGAGCCAGGAAUUCUUUAAGAAUGUAUCCUCCUGAAUAUGUGUUAUAUGCUUACAUGAUACCUAAUGAUUGGAUGCUAGGAUGAUAUUGGUAUCACUGUGCAGCUGG
Molecule: messenger RNA, 1402 nt
Organism: Elaeis guineensis (African oil palm)
Lineage: Eukaryota; Viridiplantae; Streptophyta; Magnoliopsida; Arecales; Arecaceae
Product: AP2-like ethylene-responsive transcription factor At1g16060
Biological process (GO): regulation of DNA-templated transcription
Molecular function (GO): DNA binding; DNA-binding transcription factor activity
Source: RefSeq, a predicted model, not a curated record